Ahaetulla prasina is the source of this 2595-nucleotide messenger RNA. RefSeq names its product glycerol-3-phosphate acyltransferase 4 (gene GPAT4). Gene Ontology annotation, cellular component: endoplasmic reticulum. Lineage: Eukaryota; Metazoa; Chordata; Lepidosauria; Squamata; Colubridae. The coding region runs from base 780 to 2027 and encodes 415 amino acids. Gene Ontology annotation, molecular function: glycerol-3-phosphate O-acyltransferase activity. Gene Ontology annotation, biological process: triglyceride biosynthetic process. The record is from RefSeq and is a predicted model, not a curated record. The transcript is spliced from 12 exons.
GCGCGGUGACGUCAGGACGGCCGAGCGCGCAUGCGCGCUAGCGGCGCGCGGUUCCUUCGCGGCUCCAGCUGUGGCGGCGGCGGCGGCGCGUCGUUCUCCUCAGCCGUGGCCGGGUGGGGGAGGGGCCCGGGCCGAAGGGUCAGCGGCGUGGCGGCAGAUAGCGACUGGGAUCUGGGAACGCUGUACUUUUAAGAGCAACUUCCAUGGACAAGAGAACAUCUUGCGGCUUUCAGCGGCGAAUGGGGUCUAGAAGGAUUUCUGCCACAAGCUUCACGGGAGAACCAAAGCUGGCUCUUGUGUCCCGGGACCAAGGGCUCUAAUUUUGCAAAGCGCCAGCUUUUCCGCCAAUGCAGGACAAGAGAAGGAGCACACCUCAUUCUUGCAAAGAGACGUUGCGUACUUCCGAAAAUUCAAACAAGACUUCUCCUGCCAGCCUUUGGAGAGCUGUUUCUGGGCACAGCUCUCCCUGCCCUUCCAGUGGCUUGUGCAGUGACCCAUCGUGUAACCAUCUCACCCCUAGCCAGUCUUCCCAGUCUCUGUUUGUGCUGCAGCCUUUUUCCAGAGUAGAUCAUGGGGGUUCUUGGCCGCCCCAAGCCCACCAGAGGAAGGGUGUGAACUCUGAAAUGGCCCCUGGGUUAGGCCAGAGACCUGCUACACACUCAAAGUCGUUGGUUGAUAGGGGAACGGACUGACUGACUGCCCAGGGCAGCUUCUUCCUGCCUCAGGAAUUUGCAGGGCGCUGGCUUAGCGUGGCCCAGCCUGCCCUUUUCCCCUUCAUCAUGUUUCUACUGCUGCCCUUCGACAGUUUGGUCGUUAACCUGCUGGGCAUUUCCCUGACGGUCCUCUUCACUCUGCUUUUGGUCUUCAUCAUUGUGCCAGCCAUCUUCGGAGUCUCCUUCGGCAUCCGCCGUCUCUACAUGAAAACUCUCCUACAGAUCUUCCAGUGGGCAACAUUAAGAAUUGAGCGGGGCGCCAAAGAGAUGAACCACCCUGUUUAUAAGCCCUGUGUCAACGGAAUCAUUGCCAAAGAGCCCACUUCGUUGGAAGAGGAGAUCAAGGAGAACCGUAAGAGCUCCAGCAAGACCCUGGAUGCCCCCGAGUUUGAGCUGUCCGACAUCUUCUACUUCUGCCGCAAAGGUGUGGAGAGCAUUAUGGACGAUGAGGUGACCAAGCGUUUCUCCGCAGAAGAGCUGGCGUCCUGGAACCUGCUGAGCAGAACCAACUACAACUUCCACUACAUCAGUCUGCGCCUCACCAUCCUGUGGGGGUUGGGCUUCCUGGUCCGCUAUUGCUUCUUGCUGCCACUCAGGGUUGCCCUGGCUUUUACUGGUAUUAGCCUUUUGGUGUCGGGCACUACCAUGGUGGGCCUCUUACCCAAUGGAAGGCACAAAGAAUUCCUCAGCAAACAUGUGCAUCUGAUGUGCUAUCGGAUCUGUAUACGAGCUCUUACAGCUAUCAUCACCUAUCAUCACCGGGAAAAUAAGCCCCGUAACGGAGGAAUCUGCGUGGCUAACCAUACAUCACCGAUUGAUGUCAUCAUUCUGGCCAGCGAUGGCUACUAUGCAAUGCGCCGUCCGGUAAAAUGUGACAAAAGUAAACUGCCCAUCCUAAUUUUCCCUGAAGGCACGUGUAUCAACAACACUUCGGUGAUGAUGUUCAAGAAAGGGAGUUUUGAGAUUGACGCUACAGUUUAUCCUGUUGCUAUCAAGUAUGACCCUCAAUUUGGGGAUGCCUUUUUUAACAGCAGCAAAUACGGCAUGGUGAACUAUCUGCUCAGGAUGAUGACUAGCUGGGCAAUUGUCUGCAGCGUCUGGUACCUGCCUCCAAUGACCAGACAGCCUGAUGAAGAUGCCGUGCAGUUUGCCAACCGGGUGAAAUCUGCCAUUGCCAGACAGGGAGGCCUGGUGGAUCUCUUAUGGGACGGGGGCCUAAAGAGGGAAAAGGUGAAGGACACCUUCAAAGAGGAGCAGCAGAAGCUCUACAGCAAGAUGAUCGUGGGCAAUCACGAGGACCGCAGCCGCUCCUGAGCUCCCGGAGAUGGGAGUGGGGAGGGAAAUCUGUUACAGCACUGACUGCCUAAGAACAAUUUCUAGUCUCGGGACUCCUAGAUGACCUGUAACAGCAGCAGCAUCCACUUUUCAAGCUCUGCGGGGUGGGGGGUGUUUCCUAAUUCACUAGCCCCCUGUCCUGCCCUUCCCUUGUGGCCAAAGGGAGAGAGACGUCCUCCUAAUUUCUCCAGCUCAGACCCGGCAGCAGCAGCAGCAGCAGCAACCGAGGGACUUUGGCCAUCGCUGGCAAAACGCAGUGCUGGUCAUCUUUUGCGGGAAUCGGCCGAAGUCCACGGCUGUGUCCCCCAGAGGAGCGCCACGGAGAGGUGUGUGUGCGUGCUGGCGGGACCUCUGCUCCCACCGAGAGAUCCCCUCCCGCCACUCCCUGUGGGAAGCGCUUCAGAGGAGGGGCCCGACGCCUCCUUGCACCUUCCGCCCUCGGUCCCUGUCUCCCCUCUCCAAGAAAGAAAAACAAAAAACCAGAAAACCUGAAUGCAGCUGCCGCAUGGGUCCCCUCUGCAUUUUGUAUUAAAUAACGUUGAAGGAG